ACCCUGUAUAUGCAGCAUAUACUAUUCCAAUCGGAGAUUAAAAUCCGACAUUAGCCUUAAUGCAAGCGUUUCAACAAGACUUGUUCUCGUCACCUCUGAUAGUACUCUUGAACGUUUCUUAUGGAAUACGACAUUUGACAAUACUACCGAUGAGUUAGAUAGUUUGAUGAAAGAAUCGAAAUUAUUAUAACACGAAAUAAACAUACUCGUAUUCACCAUUAACCAAACUAAGGGAGAGUUGUAACUUGUAACUGAAAUAAGGAGUAAAAUGGAUCCAAAAUAUGAAAGCAAUGAGACCAACAAUUUUAACUUCAUGGAUUACUUCGAGCUGGACUUUAAUUUUUCUAUUGAUUAUUACAAUUUCACACCGAACGCUCUUGCUGUCGAGGACUUUUCAUCGGCCGUGACUUUUGGAAUUAUUGCUGGUUUAUUGUGCGUUUGUGCAAUUCUUAUCAACAUCGUCAGCAUAAUCGUGAUAAAUCGGGUAGUGACAAAUUACAGUGCUAUUUAUGUGUUGUUUAUUAACCUUUCAAUAGCUGAUAUGUUAUGUGCUUUGUCGACAUCUUUAGAAAUCUUUCCUCGGCUGAUGAUUGGAGGUGCUACCUGGUACACGCUGCAUCAUUUAACAUUCUCUGCUCAUUGUCACGCGGUCAGCGUCAUCUUGUUUGCCACGUUCUACUGUACAAGCGCUUCUCUGUUACUUAUCCUCGCAGUUCUGCGAUAUAUCGCCAUUUCUCAACCGACACUAUACGCUAAUGUGUCCAAGAAGUGGCAUAUGCGAGGUUACAUCGCCUUGGCGUGGUUGGCAUCUCUCAUCAUAAGCCUCCCGGGAGUCGCCGCCUUUCUCCAUGGUCAAGACAUGAACAUUUUAUGGGACCAAGUCUGGCCAUGUCUGCUCGGAACAAUCUACGUAAUUGUUAUAUUCCUUUACAUUAAAGUGUCGUACGGUCUUUUGCGCUUGUCACAAACGGGGAGAUCGUGUACCCAGCUCAAAGAGAACCACAAGGCGUUCGCCACGAGCGUCAUACUCAUGACAACGCUCAUCCUAACCGCCGUACCAUACAUAACAGUGAAGUUAAUACGCUACGACUACUGGAGCGCAACUCUGCAAAAACUUCACAAUACGUUUAUAUGUUAUAUCCCCUAUGUCAACUUUAUUACAAACCCAAUCAUAUAUGGAUGGAGAACAGGGGAGAUAAAGAAGGGAUACGCGAGGCUUUUGAAGGGAUGUUUCGGACGACUGCCAGGUACCACUUUGGACUUAAGUACUCCUGAGACGCAGUAUUCUAAAGUUAAUCGACGUAUGGACAAUAAAAAUGCAGUUUCGUCGACACGAUGCAAUACAGACACUGUACAGAUCUCGUCAUGUUAGUUCUGUGCAUACUAUUUAUGAAAAGAUUUACCAAAAUUACCUCGUGAAAGAUGUUAAUUACUAAACAGAUAGUAACACUGAUUUGAACAGACAAUUCAAAACAGACAACAUCACUUUAUCUGAUUAUAGUGAUCUUAUCCAAAACCGGAAAUUACGGAGAUCCAAAAUGGCCAAUUAAUGUCACCCAUAUGAAUGUCAUGUAAAAAAUUUCACCUGCAAUUGAAUACAAAGUCUUGUCUGGUAUUCAAAUAUUUCCUUUCUUAUUUUCACCUUUGAC
This is a messenger RNA of Owenia fusiformis, 1649 nucleotides long. The record is from the annotation of a GenBank genome assembly. Lineage: Eukaryota; Metazoa; Annelida; Polychaeta; Sabellida; Oweniidae.